UUUAGGCAAAACCAAAUCCCAUUGCCUUUGCUUUGGCAGUAAAGGUUUGCCACAUUUCAUCCUUUCAAAACCCUGUGCUGGGGAGAAAUGCCUUCACUGGAACCCGAACAUACUCCUCUACUUGAACCAUGGCGGACGCCAUCAGAUGCGCCUGCGACUCCCUGAACUCCGUCGUGGGAUACCUGGUCACCAUGAGGAUCUGCGAGAUCCGUCAAUGCCUCGAGUUCCUCGGAGUGGCGCACACUGAGGUGAUCGCAGGCGUGGUCCUGUUCGUCCUGAUACAGUUCACCAAGUUCACGGUGGUCCUGCUGCUGGCCAUUCUCCUGGCCUAUGGGAUAUUCUACUUGUGGGAAACCUUCUUCCCGGAAAUCAGUAAAUUUGGUCACAGAGGAAUUAAAAUGUUCCGGAAUGUACGAACAUCUGCCAACUUGCCGCCUUUUGUUUCGGACACUGAGGAGACUCCUGGAGAGUACUUAAUUAGUCCAAAAAUCCAACAUUACACCACUGGCAUGAUAAACCCGCCAAAUUCUCUCAAAAUGCCUAUGCUACUGCCUAUGUUACCAAAUAAGAACUUGAGGACAACCAGCCUGCAAACAGACCACCAACGGAGAGAAGAGGAAAACAGACGAGGAUCUCGUGGACUAGGUCACUAUUCUAAUCGGGAAUCGCAAGACCCAGGAAAACAUCGCUACGAGCGUCCUAACUGGCGAUCUGUUAAUCCGGAACCGGAAAGGGAGCACCACUCCUCGAAAAGAACUUCCCAUGGGGCCAGCGGAAGUGGUGGAGGUGGUGAGUCCAAGCGGAUGUCGAAUGUCCUGCGAAUCCCAAACAUCACCAGUGGAGUGGUGGACGCCAGAAGACUUCCCGCAGUGACCAGCGAGCAACUGAAACGACUGCCCAAUAUCACAAGUGGAGAAUCAAGGAGAACCCCGAAGGGAACUAGUGGUGCCAACGAAUCCAGGAAGCUGCACAGAUUAACCAGUAAGGAGAUAGUAGAUUCCCGCAAGGUUCCAAAAAUAACUAGCGGUACCAAUGAAUCACGAUGGCUUACCAGUGGUCAAACGACGGAAUCCCGACGAGCUCAAAGAAUCACCAGCAGUAGCAAUGGGUCUCGAAGAUUGCAAAAUAUAACGAGUGGGGAAGCUAAAGAAACCCGAAGAAGUUCUCAUCCACGGCGUGUUGAUGACUCCCGUCGCCAUUCCCAAGGUCAUAGAGAUGGAGGAGGUGGUGUCGAGUCUAGGGGUCGUCGAGCUUCGGAGAAAUCACAUCCGGCCCAAGGACGUCGUCCGGAGGAGCCAUCAAAGCAGCGGCGGAGCAACAAUGUGCCUCCUGGAGUGACUAGGCGUCAAUUUCCGGAGGAUCAAUACGAACGCUUGAAGAUUGAGAACCGGGAGUACCAGGCCCGCCAUUUGCAGGCCAGUGGUCCAGCUGGUUUUCAUCAGAGCUUACGUGUUCCUACCUCCGAAGGAGCUCAACUCACCAAACAGGAUAACUUCAUUGCAGGACAUCGCCAUAGGAACACCAAAUCAAGCAAUCCCAACAAGGAUGCCGGUCAUCCACAUAGAUCCCAUCGCAUGGCUAAUCCGAUAUUUUAGAAUGGACAGAAACAGUAUAAGAAAAAAGUACGCACUUGACAGUGGAGCCGAAAAGUAAAAGCUUGAGAUCUCUCUUCAGAUCCCCCCUAAAAAAAUACUUUUUCCAAAAGCUCCUCCCUAACCAGUAGUGAAUCGAUAAGAACUAUCCAAUUUGACGAAUACCCCAAGACGAUUGACAGUUGCGAUGACUCCGAUGAAAGGCCAAGUAAAAAUGCAGCAAAAACAACGGCCAAAAAAGCCCCAGAAACAACUCUAGAAAAGGAAGGAGUACCAAAUGAAACGCAGGACCAAGGAUCCAGCCGUGAAGAAGUUAACAGUUUCAAUUUAAAGGAGUAUCCAUUUGUGGUGGAGAUGCCCGAGCCAGCGGACAAAGAAAAGAAAAAGAAAUCCAAAAACAAAAUAAGUGAGGAAUAAAAGAAGGAAAAUAACUGAGCCCGUUUUAAAUGUGUAUCAAAAUUUCUGUUUUUUCUAAGCCAAAUAAAUAACACAAAAGAAAAA
Drosophila elegans is the source of this 2093-nucleotide messenger RNA. RefSeq lists its product as uncharacterized. The transcript has 4 exons. Bases 129 to 1595 code for a protein of 488 amino acids. NCBI's taxonomy places the organism in Eukaryota, Metazoa, Arthropoda, Insecta, Diptera, Drosophilidae. The record is from RefSeq and is a predicted model, not a curated record.